GUUUCUUUGCAUUUCUUUCUCUAUAUUGUUUUUAUCAAAGUAUCAUUAUCUUCGGGUGUUUGAAAUGUCUGGUUUUGACGUUGCUGCUGGCGUGGUGGGGAUGGUUUCUCUUGGACUUCAAUGUUGCAAAGGUAUUGCGACAUUUUAUGGUUCGUACAAAGACUAUGGCCCGAAGAUGGAACAAUUGUUAGAAUCGACCAAGAACUGUCGACGUGUUCUCGAAAUUAUCAGUACUAUUACCAUUAACCAUGGAUCGCUUAACCCGAGCGCAUCGCAAAGUAUUGAAGAUUGCAUCGUUGCUUGCGUUGAUGCUCUCGAAGUCGUCGAGAUGCGAUUGAAGAAAUUGAAGCCAUCCGAUAAACCAUGGAAGUAUGGUCAUUCAAUGCAAAGAAUCUUUGACAAGUCUGUGUACUGUUUCAAGGAAACGACACUCCUGAGUUUAGCCCAGAGUUUGGACUCGGCAAAGGACGACGUUACACGUGCUUUAGGUAUUCUUGCUUAGUAAGUGUAAUAAAGAUCUCUAUAGAGUAGGUACUGAUAGCUUAGUCUUAAAAUUGAGAAGAUGGAUGGGAGGUUACAGAAUGGAUUAGGAGACGUUACGACACAGAUAACCGGUAUUUCCAGUGAAGUGAAAGAUGUUUCAACCUCAGUAGCUCUGGUCUCUUCCCGGGUUGGAAAUAUCGACAACGCUGUUCGAAUCUUACCGUCGCAGCUGGAUAAACUUGAACUGAAUGUGUUGGGAGAAAUAAAAGAAGGGCGUAGGAUAGCAGAAGGUAAAAAGUCUUCGUGCUGCGAGGAUUGUUCCAUCACCUCAAACCCGUUACUGAAUUCCGUCAGAAAUUCCGGAUGAAACGAUUCUAAAUUGGAUAACAACCGUGAAGUUUGAAGAAAGACAGAAUACUGUGAUCAAAUCACUUCACGAAGGAACUUGUACCUGGUUCUUUGAGCAUCCAAAAUUCUUGGAUUGGCGAGAUGGCACCAACAAGGAGCUUUGGUGUGUUGGUAUUCGUAAGUCUGCUUGUGAAUUGAAGGGCACCGGUGCCGCCCACUAACGUGCAAUAGCCGGUGGUGGUAAAACCGUUUUGACGUAUGUAAUUUUAUUUCAUCGUUGUGUCAAAAUAGUACAUGCUGACAUUUGUGGACACUUAGAGCAGCCAUAAUUCGACAUCUGCGCAAGAUGAUAAAUGUCAAAGACACUGGUCUUUGCUUUAUAUAUUUUAGUCACCAAACGCAAAAAGAGCAAGAUCUACUCGGGAUCCUUCUAUCACUACUACGACAAAUCGCGAAGCACAUAUCUCCUGUACGUAAUGUUAAGUUGAAGGACUUCAAUAAAGCUAAUGGCCCUUAAACAAAAGAUACCCGAUUCUGUUCGCCAGAAAUAUAUAGGCCUCAAACCGAACGAAGAGUCCCUUGACCUGGAAAACGCAAUUAUCUUGUUGAAGUCGUCAAUGUUGACUUUGAGCCGGACGCUCAUCGUUAUAGAUGGACUGGAUGAGUGUGAACAAGACAUCAGAGGAGAUAUAAUAGACCACAUCCGUAGCCUCUCCACCGCCAUGAAUAUCUUGGUAACUUCAAGAGAUUUGCCUGAUAUUAGGGAUUCAUUCCAAGCCUCCCCGGAGAUUUUCAUAUCGGCAACAGACGAUGAUAUGAGACUGUAUCUCCGAGACACCAUCAAAGCUUCCAAGACGCUGUCCCGUCUGACCGGAAGAAAUUCAGAACUAUCAUUGAGGAUCAUCGAUACGAUCUGUGAAAAAGCACAUGGAAUGUAAGUAAUCUCGUCAUAAUCCGGCACUCAUUUAUUGACGAGUUAGGUUUCUGUACGCGAAAUUGAACAUUGGUUCAGUAGUCAAGUCAAUUAAUCUUGCCAGGGUCAACAGGGCCUUGAGUAAGAUGCCAGAGGAUCUAGAGGCUACUUACGACAUGGAAAUCGAAAUGAUUCAAGCGGACCCAGAUUCUCACGAUAUUGCAAUGAGGGUUCUUGCCUGGAUAAUCUUUGCCACUGAAGGCCGCCCUUUCACAUUAUCUGAGCUUCAGCAUGCAGUAGCAAUCCAGGAGUAUAAUGAGUUCCAGGACGAAUUUGAAGAAGAGCCGUUCAACAACUUUUUAUGCCCAGAUCCGCUGUUCCUACUGAAAUCUUGUCGUGGAUUUCUGGUCUUAAAUGAAGAAGAUAAUACGGUCAUGUGGGCCCACUACACCACUCGGGAAUAUUUUAACAAGGAGAAGAGAAAAUCGGUUUUGUUUCCGAACGCAUAUUUCGAGGUUACACAAGCAUGUAUAUCCUAUCUAUCACUUGAUUAUUCUCUCAAUUUCUUUGGUGGGUUUCUGAACAUAUUCCACGAUAAAUUCAGGCGGGGGAGAAUCACUUUUGCUAACGUCAAUUUCGAACUAGCAACCCAAAUAACUUUACUCGAACACUUUGAUAUGUAUCCAUUGUAUCUAUUUGCCGUAGUAGAGUGGGGCAAGUUUGCUUCGAAGAUGGAAACAAGCAGUGAUUUAAGAUGCGAGGAAAUGAUACUGCAACUACUCGAAAAUGAAACUAUCCUACAGCAUGUCUCACGUUUCUGGAAUUUUUCGAGCAGCUUCAGAAGUUUUGACGGCACAUCGCAAUUAUACCAAUGGCUGGAGGAGUACUUUACAAAGCACAACAAACCUAGCAGUGGAAUUACUCUUGCGUCGGCAUUUGGGCUAGCGAGAGUUGUAUCGGCGAUGGCUGAGAAAGGGUAAGCCUGACCUCCUCUAUUCAAAGAGCCGAACUAACCCUAUUAUUAGCGCAGACUUGAACACUGUUGAUGAAAGAAGCUAUACGCCUCUAAUUUUAGCCAUACAAUGCCAGAAAAUUGAAAUUUUCAAAGUUCUUCUUGAACACAACGCGGACCUCAACAUAACUGAUCAUUAUGGAAACACGCCUUUGAUAUAUGUAUCAGGAGGCAAUGUGCCUGAUGCCCGUAUGCUCGAGAUUUUGCUCAAACUACCCUACAAAGAUCUAAAUAAGACCAACCAUGAUGGGCUUUCGGCUUUACACACAGCUUCUCAGAAUGCAGCAACUUUCAAGAUGCUCCUCGAAAGUGGGGCAGAUCCAAACAUCAUAGACAAGUUUGGGAGAACGCCAUUGAUAUGUGUCGCAAAUAGGUCAAGGUUUUUAUGGGGCCAGCCGUGCAUCGACCCAACAUGCAUCCAUAAGUACAACAUCGACCCGAAUAUCAAGGACAUCGAGGGACGCACUGCUUUAUCCUAUGCUGCUGAGACGAGCAAAGAAAACCUGGUACACGCGUUGCUUCAAGUGACGAGUGAGCCAUGCCUACAGGAUCUGAAGGGCAUGAAUGCUCUCAUGUACGCGGCGUUGAGUGACUCUGAUGAGACUACCAACAUUCUGAAAACGAUUGUCCAGAAAGUAGCCGUUGAUUUAAACAUCACAGAUCUUGAAGGGCGAAAUGUGUUGAAAAUUGCGGCACAGAGCAGUAAUUGCAAGAAGAAGAUUGAAGUCCUUCUCCCCUUCUUGGAAGAUUUGAACCAAUUGGAUCAGAGUGGGCAAACACUUAUUACUUACUUGGCUACCACGCUAACGGACGAUUCGGUCGCAGCCCUUACUAUGCUCCUAGACCAGGAGGGUAUUAAGAUUGAUGUGCCCGAUCGCUCUGGAAGAACUCCUUUAGUCAAUGCUCUUUCGAAAACAUGUAAAGGUAUUCGGGAAUCGGAAGACUGCCGAAGCCAGAUAGUGAAACUCCUUAUAGAAAGAGGUGCAAAUCUAGAGAUCAAAGAUGAGGAUGGUCGAACACCGCUGUCUUUGGCUGCUGGACUUGGAAAUGCCGACAUUUUCCAAGCAUUUCUGGGCCAUCUACCUGAUACGAGAAAAAUCAAGUGCAAAGCAGGCCGGCCACCAAUUUCUUAUGCCGCCGAGAGAGGCCAUACAAAGAUAGUAGAAAUACUGCUGUCGUUUUCUGAUGGUCUUCCUUCUGAGCCCGACUUGUGGAAAGGCACACCACUUGAGUAUGCUGCAAUUUGUGGGCACUGCGAAAUUAUAGAAUUGAUACUCAAGCAUGAGGCAGAUAAUAUUGGGAAAACUUCAGCAAACAUUGCUUUGUGUUACUCGGCUACUCACAGACAUGUUGAUGUGCUGAAAGCUCUGCUUGAGCGGCAAGAUAUUGAUGUCAACUUCAGUUCGCAUGCUGAUACAAUGACAUCCCCACUUUUGUGUGCGGUCUCCGCAGGAGACUUGGAAUGCGUGAAAAUCUUGGUAGAUAAGGGCGCCAGUUUAGGUACGUGUGCGUUCCAAAGUCGAUCCUUGAUAUCGAUUGCGCUCUGUAAGAUUACUUUCAACUGACCACGAGUCUAUGAAACAGACACUAAAACUCAAGACGGGCAAACCAUUAUAUAUAUCGCAGCUUGGAGAAAUCAUCUUGAGGUUGUUGAGUAUCUGUUUUCGAAAAAAGAGGUGCAGAAUCAAAUCGACACCCAAGAUGCCCUGGGUCAGACUCCACUCUUGCGAGCAAUUUCCUAUGGAGACCUUUCAAUGGUAGAGUGUCUUCUCGACCACGGAGCAGAUACUGGUUGCAUGAACGAAGAUGGCGAAAACGCCAUAUCAAUGUCUGCAUCGAAAGGUUUCGAAGACAUAUUUGCAGCUCUUGUCAAGAAGGGUGCAAAUCCGCAAUUGAGGGAUAAAGAGUCAAAGUGUCCUUUGAUGCUUGCAGCAAAAUACGGAAAUUUGACGAUGAUCAAAACUUUGAUCGAAAAGUACGGAUUUGAUCCUCAAAGCAAAAGUGCGGAUGGCUCUACGCCAUUAUAUGAAGCUGUAGCAGUUGGAGCCCCUGAAGAAGUUAUAGAACUUCUUCUCAAAUACAAGGCCAGUCCAGACGCAGAAAGCGAGGAUGGUUUUACCCCUCUAACUGUAGCUGCAUUGUUGGGCAACCAGAGAACAACAGAACUAUUGAUGUCAGCAUCGAAAUAUGGGCUGUCGUAUAGAAACAAGUACAAUCGAUCGAGUUUGUCAAUAGGUGCGGAGUUGGGUAUGCUGCCCGGGAUCGAGCUCCUGCUUAAGAUGGGCUGUGACAUUAAUGAAAGGGACGAGACUGGACGAUCAGCUUUGUCAUGGGCAGUCCAAAGUAACCCUGAAAGCUGCUUAGAAGUUGUGAAAUUCAUGCUCGCCCAAGAAGGUGUUGAUCUGGAAAGUAUGGAUAAUGAGGAAAAUACCCUAUUGGAUUGGGCAUCGUCCCCGUAUGGGUUGUUUUUUGAUGCGUGGGAAGCCGACAACAAAAACACAAAGGAACUGGUGAUAGAGCUACUGGAUAAUGCUUUGUGGAAAAUCGCCAUGGAGCGAGACAAAGUCUCAGCGGAAAUGGGGAAGUCUGAAGAGGAUAACGAAAUAACGAACACAAUGCAUGCUGAGCCAUUGUCGGGGUUGUAUGAGGAAGAGCAUGUAAUGUUGGAACCGUGUUAAGGCCUGGUAGAAUUAUCAGGAGCGAAUAAAGAGGCGGGAAGUCUCAAAUCAUGAACUUGUUGGAAUCAUAUCUCUCGUGGACUUCGUUGGUUCGAGUUCAUGACCACUCCGAGGGUCAAAUCAUGUGAGCCAUGAAAUUUGAGCUGCAAGCCCCAAGUUUUUGGACUACAAACUCAAGCAAAGAAACCUCAUGAGUAGCUCAGAGUAAAGGAAAUUAAGAGGGAAUUAUAGUAACUGAGAACCGGGAGUAUGUCUGCCAAGCUACAGAGAGUUCAAAAUGACAAGAACAGAGGCAAACAAUGGCAAGAAAACAGGCAAGGAGAUAAUAUGCAGGGGACAGCGCGGCUUCAAUCAGUAGAUACAUAGAUGCUCCUGUGCCCUUUUGUAGUGAGGCGCAUUAUCUCGGACCUUCGGCUGGUUGCUCGCGAGACCAGCAUGAUGGUGAGAUGUGUAAAAAUCUGAAAAAUGUGGGUGGGCAGACA
Molecule: messenger RNA, 5916 nt
Organism: Hymenoscyphus albidus
Lineage: Eukaryota; Fungi; Ascomycota; Leotiomycetes; Helotiales; Helotiaceae
Source: the annotation of a GenBank genome assembly